UCGCGCUAUCAUCGCCGUGUGGGCCUACUUCGACUUCGUUUUAGGAUAUAUGUACGAUCAUGAAUGGUAUUAUAAAAUGUGAUUAAUUCCACACGUUGGAAGUGAUGUGCAUUGAGUAAAUUUUUGUGCAAUAUAGAUUAAAAGUAAUGAAGCUAAUCAAGUUUAUACAAUAAAUCUAAAAUAUCGACCGGUAAUUAUCCAUAAUUCAUAAGUGCUCAUAGUGGUGUGCGGGUUCCUAUCAAUUGGACUCUGUGUUGGUUUUGUUUAUGUUUGGUUGCUAACCGGCCGGAAAGCGUGCGGAGGUGACGUCAUCGUUACUUACCAGACACCAAAGCGAAACGUGGUGGAGAAUAUUUCUUCGAUAUUUAGCCAAGGAGGAGGAGAGCAUCGAAUUUAGAAAUAUAUUACAUCUAUUUGUCUGGUGGAAUUCAUGGAUGUCAAUCAUGGCUGUAGCGCAUAAAACGCAAAGAUCGCCCGAUAAUCGCACCCGUAGCCAUGAGUAACCAGAAUUGUAACAUCUUUCAGAACUGUCAUCUUCUUGAACACCUACCUUUCCCCAACGACUUCCACCGAUGGACCAGUUCGGUCCAUCUCUCACUGGUCAAGGGUCCUACUGCCCGUACAGUACCGAUUCCAGCUCGUCGGCGCGAUCCUACGUCCGCCCAUUUGACACUAUAAGAGCGCUCCACGAAACGAUCGUAUCACUUCGGACGGCUCUGGAAGAUUCACGCCGUGAAAACGAACGUCUCCAAAAGCAGAUCAACGUGCGGGACGUUGUUGAAGAAGGUCGAGGAUUUCUCAAAGACUACAACAGUCACACCUAUGGGAGUAUACCGAAGGACCUGAACACCAGUGUUGAAGCGGAGGAAGCUGAUGUACUCGAUAAGAAAUCAAAGAAACUGAAAAAACGAAGAAAUAAACCAUUCGGAAACGAAUCGAUCGACACAAGAAUUGACCCUGGUGACAGAGCAGAAAACCAAUCGCCCCUUCAGGAAACAAAAGAAGAGCCUUCAAAAAAGAAGCAUUCAUCGCGGGAUACUCAAAGCCACCAAAAAGUAUCCGUGGUUCCGGAUAUUCAAAUCGUUUCCCAUCCGGCCUCCGGCAGUGGACACUCAGCCAUGGCUUCAAGAAUCGACGUCAAGAUCAAGGUUUCGUCCAACAUUAACGUGGACGGGAGCAGCUCUGAAGCGGACAGUUCUGAAGCGACGGGGAACGAGGAAGUCACAGUGAAAGAAGCGAAUACUGCGGAAACUCCUGAGGAUGAUGACAGAACGAUCGCCGUGGAUGAAGAAGGAGAAAAUGUAACGGUGAAACAAGAGUUCAUCAAAGGUGAUGUGUCAAAUUUGAAAAUAAAUUUAACAAACGAGGAAAACUUGAGUGUUACCAAGUCCACGGAAGGGAUCAACAUUCGGCAAACAUCGUCGGAGAAUCUGCAUGUGGACGUGGACAAACAGAGCAACCCAUCGAUCUCGGAAGGUGAUAAUUCAGUUUUCGCCGAUGAUGUUGCUACCCCAGUUGAGCAAGAAGGUGCCGCGGGGUAUACGGCACCGGAAGCAAGGACUGCAGUGAAGAAAAGUGAAUCGGAAAAUCAAGAAGAAGUGGAUGAUAUCGAGUUGAUAUUUUCCUCCGACGACAACAAGGACAUCAUUCAGGAGGAUUUGGUGUCUAUUUCGGAUUUUGAACCGUGGCAAGAAUCGGGGCAGACUGGAACGCCGGUUCUCAUUAAAUUCAAGCAACUGUCGUCCGAUCAUGAGUCUAGUCAAAAGGGAUCGCUGGAUCGUAGUGAUAGUGAAGCGUUGGAAGGGGAUGAAUCCAGCAGGGAUCCACUUCCGAAAGAGAAGAGUCUUGAAAGUCAAGAUUCACUGAAUUUAGAAAGUGCAAAGAAGUGUUUAGAGUUUAGAGCAAAUUCGUCUAGUUUCGAAAAGGAUGGGAGCUUAGAUUAUGGAACAAGUGGGAAUGUGAAUAGAGAAGAUAGCUUCGACGUAGGUGCUACAAGUGGGACGAGUGCUUUAGGGAAACGAUGGACUAAUUAUAAUGUGUUGAUUGAGACAGAUAUUUCAAAGUGCGGAAUUGCAGAAGAAAAUAUUUUGGAGAUGGGUAGGCGAAAUACUUGCCCCAAUCCUCCGGCGUACAGGCCCAUCAUCCAUACGGGAACGCGUUCACCGGCUACGGCAUCCAACCGUAGUCCUUUGGCGGUAAAAUUCUCCCGGAGUCCUCGUACCUAUUCGCCGCAUCAGUAUCUUCCACCGGGUAAAACCCUCCGGACGGUGACGGCCACCGACAGUGCAGUGCACUCGUUUGGCGGUGACGAAGCCAAACGUUCCCGAGCAGCCCAAACCGAUAUUACGGCUCUUUCGCAGCAGUGGCGCUCGGAGACUCACCUCCCGGUUUCGGAGUACGGCUCCGGUCUCUACACACUACCUUCGAAAUUUGUUCCUCCUCCGACGACCGGAAGUCGGAAGUUUUCGCUACGGCCAUCAGAUAAAACCCAGGAGGCCCGUCGAGUGCUAUUGAGCGAUAUCAAUUUCACCAGCAUGGUACCGGAGCUAUCGCGCUCGGCGGAUCACCUUUGCCAGCAGCCGGAUGAGCAGGAUGAGAACAACGAUGAGAACCGCUCGCCGAACUAUUUCAAGGGCAACCUACUCAAGACACCGGAAACGGUUAAGGGGAUUCCGCCCAGCUAUAGCAUGACUUCACCUGGAGUUUCUCAAUGGACGGUCAACGAGAGCAGCAUAGCUACGCAAACGACGCAAACGGACGCCUACUGGGCCGAUCGCGGAGACUCGUUCGAUUCGUCCAAAAGCUACUCACUUGGGUCACGGUACAGCACACUAAGUAAGCAUCACCGUUCGCGAAGCGUACCAUCAAUCCGCUGCGCGGUUUGUCGACACAACCACCAAAGCACAUCGCUUCGAGCUUCGGAAAGUAUGCACUACACCCCUAGGGUGACCUUCCAUGAAUCAACGCACAAAAUACGGGGCUCGCUACCGGAUCUGAGGCACGACUGCAACUGUCCCAGAAGGUACGGUGGGCCUUCGCUGUAUCGCAUUCAUGGAGACUCCGGUGGAUCGACGGACAGUUUACUAGAGGAGGCGGAAGACUUCCUGCGAAGGUCCAUUGAAGGCAACAUUAUGCUCGAGGACCCCGGGGGACACUGUGAACCUCCAUUACCUCCGCCCCCACAGCAUAUCCCGGCCACAGCCAAGCAUCGAAGGUGCUCCGAGAACGACAUUCAACGGGACUACAUUCCGUCGAAACAGGCACUGCCAUUCCUGCCAAAGACCGCCAAAUGUCUAAAGCCCGGGCAUCUAGCGAAGGUAAUAGCACGCAGCGGACGAGUUGUAGUCGGUAGGGUACGCUACAUUGGCCCGCUGGCGGGCGGUAGCGGUGCCUAUGGUGACCAGGAUGAGACCUAUGUUGGCCUACAACUUCCAAACAAUUUGGGCGAAUGUGAUGGAUCGAUUGAUGGAAGAAAGUUUUUCGACUGUGAACCACAGCACGGAAUCUUCGUCCCCUUCAAGAAGGUCGUCAUGGCGUGGAACUCCUAAGAGGAAGCUUUCCUACAUUCAUAUGGGUAUGGAACGUUGAGAAUAGGAGACAAGGAAGCUCGGCGAUGGAUAGGUAGGUGAGCUGGUGGUGAAAGGAAGCGAGACACACGUGAUUUGUCGGCCUAGUGGCGCACAUAUUUAUAUGGCAUGGCAUCAUUACCAUCAAAUAAAGACGACUAUCGGUGAUUGGUGAAGUUCCACUUUUUGGUUAUCAUGGUCGAUGUGGCGUAAUUUUUUAAGAAUAAAUCUUAGUUGGAAUAACAUAAUCGAAGUAUUAGACCUGCAUAUUGUAUUGGAAAAUGUAAUCUAAAACACUCAUUUCUUUCUAAAAAUGUACCAAGAGUGAAAAAGAUAGUAGAUCUAAUAUUUCGGUUAAUUGCUGCCACUCAGACGCUCAGCUAGUGAAGUUCAUUUAAUGAAUUAAAUGGAUUUGAGUUAUACAAAGUACAAGCACGUGGGCAUGGGUAGAUAUCGAGUUCAAGAGCAUGAAAAUAAAGAAGAAAGCGGAACGAAGCGUGAACAAAACUGUUAAAAUUUGACAAAAUUAUUUUCCACAUCGGGCAAGGAUGCUUACUCAGAUAAACUUGCUUCCGGGGAAGUGUAAACAGCACAUCAUUUCCGGAGUCUGGUUCAAUCUUGAAAAAAACUUAAUUCAAAACAUCCACUCUGAUUUUUCCCAAUAUUUUGCACUCGGUACUGACUUUAGAGUACUCAUCUUAAAUCUUUACCACUCUACCAUGAAAAGAUACUUCGAACCAUUUUGAUUAUUGAGAAAUAUUUUCUAAUAGCAUUUAGAAAACAAAAACUAACACCACCCUAAGUUGGGGCUGGUCCAAUUUGGUAUCAAAUAAUUCAGUCCUUAAUUUACCAGCGCAUUAGCAUCGCUUCGCCGCAUCAUUCCGUGUGUACCGAACUGAAAGCGUUAAUUAUCGAUUGGAAAAACGCUGAGAUUUGAGUAAGGAGCCCUUCCGGCGUUGGGUGAGCUAAUGAUAAAAUUUGUUCACCAUUCGUUUCUUUCCAAAGGAGUUCGAUCUGCAUUCCCGUAGUACAAUUUCGUACCUAUUUCGAAAGCGAGUGCCGAAUGUCGAUAAACGAGAUGUAGAAAACAUUGAAUCAUUUAUUACGAUUGUCUUCUUCUUUCCUAAGGAUUUUCCGUGAUUUUCAGUUUGAUUAAUGUCCAAGAGCUCCAAGAAUGAGCAACAGCAAACAUUUCUUAAAAUCAAAUAAUAGGUUCUAUGGUUUAUAAGAAAUUUUAUACUUUGACGACAUUGAGUGAUGCACACAGUUCAAAGUAGCAAGAACGCCAGCCGAUUAGGAAAGGCAUGGGAAAUUCGAUCGCCUAGGAAAUUGAAGAUUUCAACCGACUUAGAAGACUCAGAUGAGUUUAAUUUCAUAAGAACGAUAAGAACAUAACUAACAAUAAGCCUAAGAAAAAAAGUAAACUACAACCAAAAUGAAUGUUAAAUGUUAGAAGUUUUGUAUUCCCUAAACAAUCCACAAACAGUCUAUUUCAGCCAAGUUAAAUCGAGCAGAUUGUUGAACAGAAGUUGCAACAAACACGAAUCAAAUUCCCUUCUACUCACAGUAAAUUAGGCCACCAAAAGAUCCUAACUCAGCUCGAUUUGACUCGCAGAAUAGACCCCCUCAUAGAAAAGGUCAAUAGUGUAAUAAUUUGGGCGAAAUCACUUUGACGUAACUUUUAGAGCACUGAACUAAUUUCCUAAGAUUUCAUUCAAGUUGUUGUAAAGUUGUUAAAUUGUCAUCGCGCAUGUUUAUAUCUUCGGAAUCUGAACAAAUCAGUCGAGUUCGAAAUUCGCAGAACAUUGUUAACAAUUGAACUAAAUAAAAUGAUUGUACACAUUUGACGUAUGAAGUAAUCUCACUAAAAAAAAUCAAA
Molecule: messenger RNA, 5445 nt
Organism: Armigeres subalbatus
Lineage: Eukaryota; Metazoa; Arthropoda; Insecta; Diptera; Culicidae
Exons: 7
Coding region: 573-3548 (991 amino acids)
Source: RefSeq, a predicted model, not a curated record